GAACAGGAAAAAACAAAUCCACAUCUCAGCCCCACAGAACUGCUGCAAGCACAAACCACAGGGGUUUACUAUAUAGUGCAGGUGCACCUGAAGUAGCUGCACGCUUUCCUCUGAGGAGGGAGACUUUCUGAAGAUCUUCAACUGGUGUAGAAAGAUGAGCGACUCGCUGGAGAGGACUACAGACUAUCCCUUACCACUUCCUGGAGUUGAAUCCAGCCCAGAUGAAGAUAGAAGAAACGUAUCAGGUGCAAAUGGAUUACACUGGGAAGAUGGGGGCCUACCUCUGGAGCUGCAGAGAGGGUUGGAGGCUCUACGGGUGAACGAAGAGCUGACCGAUGUGAUACUGAGUGUUCAAGGACGCGACUUUUCUUGUCAUAGAGCCAUACUUGCUGCUGCUAGUCAGUACUUCAGGGCAAUGUUUUGCAGCGGUCUGAAGGAGAGUCAUGAGGAGUAUGUGGAAAUAAAGGGGCUGGACAGUGAGACAAUGGGUUUACUGCUGGAGUAUACCUACACCAGCCAAGCCGUCCUCACACCCUCUAAUGUCCAGAGAAUACUAGAGGCCGCCAGUCAGUUUCAGUUUCUACGUGUGGUGGAUGCAUGUACUGGCUUCCUGACCAAGUCUCUGCACCUAGAGAACUGUAUUGGGAUCCUGAAUCUGGCUGAGAAUCACGCCCUUCUGACCCUGAAGACCAGGGCUCAGGACUACAUCACCUCUCAGUUUUCCCAGUUGGUCCAGCAGCAGGAUUUUGUGGAGCUGCCACCAGAUUCGCUGGAGGCUGUCCUGCAGAAUGACAAACUUGACGUGAAGUGCGAGGAGUGUGUUUUUGAGGCACUUAUGCGAUGGGUGCGAGCCCGGGAGGAUGAACGUGCUCCUCUACUGGCCAGGUUGCUCUCGCAUGUGCGACUGCCAUUGCUGGAACCAGCAUACUUUGUAGAAAAAGUGGAGUCGGAUGAAUUGAUCCGCCGCUGCAGUGAAGCUUUUCCUCUGUUACAAGAGGCCCGCACCUUUCACCUCUCCGGCAGGGAGGUUGUCUCUGAACGAACCAAACCCCGUGAGCGGCACUUUCUAUCUGAGGUAUUCUUGAUCAUCGGAGGAUGCACUAAAGAUGAACGCUUUGUUUCCACCGUCACCUGUUUGGACCCCCUUAGACGCAGCAGGCUGGAGGUCGCCAGGCUACCAACUACAGAGAUGGAGGAUGAGUCCCAAAACAGAAAAUGGGUGGAGUUUGCUUGCAUCACUUUCCGCAAUGAAUUGUAUAUAUCUGGAGGUAAAGAGACGCAGCAUGAUGUUUGGAAAUACAAUGGUGCCCUGGACAAGUGGAUCCAAAUCGAGCCCCUGGUAAAUGGGCGCUGGAGACACAAGAUGGCAGUUCAUGGAGGGAAGGUGUACGCACUUGGUGGGUUUGAUGGAACUCAGAGACUCGCUAGUGUAGAAGCCUAUGAUCCUUUUCACAAUCGCUGGACACAGGUGACACCUCUUGCAGUGGGUGUGAGCUCCUUCGCUGCUGCAAACUUUGACAGAUGGAUCUAUGUGAUAGGUGGUGGGCCGAAUGGAAAGCUGGCAACUGACAAGGUUCAGUGCUGGGAACCUGGGAGAGACUGCUGGGAACUGCGGGCGCCCAUUCCCAUGGAAACCAAAUGCACAAAUGCUGUUACUUUCAAGAACUGCAUCUAUGUAGUUGGUGGAGCUAUGCAUGCCAUGUACUGCUACUCUCCUCUGUCUGACACCUGGUCCCUUGUGACUCUUCUGGGAGAGCGGGCCAGCUGCGCCAUCGCUGCCUGUAACAACAAACUGUUCAUCACCGGCGGACGAGAUACCAAGAACCAAGUCAUCUCCACAGUGAUGUGCUGGGAUGUUGCCCGAGGGGUGCUGACAGAGGAGUGUGUUUUACCUAUGGGGGUGUCACACCAUGGUAGUGUGACACUCAUGAAGUCCUACACACACAUACACAGAAUCACACCUGCUUCAGAGUGUGAAUGACACAGGCUUCUGUGAACACAACUUUAUCAUCGCUGAGAAUGGUAGUGAGAUGGUGCAUACAAGUGAAUAUUGUUUAAAAGUGAUUUUUGUGUCCAUUACAGUGCUCAUGGGUGAGUGAUCACUUACAAAUAAUAGGAGUCAAUAAGUAGACAAAUGUAAGGACACAGAACCUUAUGCAACUUUUAUUUUUAUUUAGUAUGUUGCUUUCUUUUUCUAACAUAGAUAUAGUUUUCUCACAAAAUUGUACAAUAUUUGAAUGCAAUAAAUAUAUGCAUAUAAGUCAUGUAGAAUAUGCAAACACAAGGUGUGACACAUUUGUCAUGUAAUAACAUCUGUGUAUGUGGUUCUUUUUUUUAAUACCAUCAAACA
Molecule: messenger RNA, 2350 nt
Organism: Monopterus albus (swamp eel)
Lineage: Eukaryota; Metazoa; Chordata; Actinopteri; Synbranchiformes; Synbranchidae
Gene: klhl6
Product: kelch-like family member 6
Exons: 7
Coding region: 155-1981 (608 amino acids)
Molecular function (GO): protein binding
Source: RefSeq, a predicted model, not a curated record